Molecule: messenger RNA, 4602 nt
Organism: Daldinia vernicosa
Lineage: Eukaryota; Fungi; Ascomycota; Sordariomycetes; Xylariales; Hypoxylaceae
Product: DHS-like NAD/FAD-binding domain-containing protein
Exons: 5
Coding region: 1-4602 (1533 amino acids)
Biological process (GO): proteolysis
Molecular function (GO): serine-type endopeptidase activity; tripeptidyl-peptidase activity; NAD+ binding
Source: RefSeq, a predicted model, not a curated record
AUGAGGUUGACCCUUGUCGGCGCUCUGAUUGGAGUAUGGGCAAGCCAUGCGGCCGCGGAAACACUGGUUAUUCGCGACGUGGUAACCAAUCUUCCGGCCGGUUGGAGGUUUGAGAAGCCAGCAAAGGCAGAAGAGCCGAUGCAGUUGUCAAUCGCACUCAAGCAGCCAAGAAUUAAUGAACUAAAAACCCGUCUCAAUCGUAUUAGCGAUCCGCGACAUGCUGAAUACGGACACCAUCUCACGCGGGAUGAGGUGAAAGAUUAUCAAGCACCCGACAGGAAGACGUUGGAUUUGGUCCACUCAUGGCUCAGGUCGAACAGAAUUACAAACAUAACCAACGAAGGCUCAAUGGUGAAAUUUACUUCAACUGCUGCGGAAGUUAAUAGGAUUCUUCGUACCAACCUAGGAUAUUAUUCUUUCCAGGACUCUUCGCCAUUCAUACGUACUCAAUCAUAUGCGCUGCCUCGAAUACUUGACGGAAAUAUCGAGUUUAUAUAUCCAAUCUCGAACUUCAUGCCACCACCUCAAUCUAGGCUCAAGCACCGCCCUUCCCAAAAAGCAGCCUUCAAGGCGAGCGACGACGACCAGCCUUGCCUAUCGGGCGUCACUCCGGCAUGCCUCAAAAAGCUUUAUAAUGUGACAUAUGCCGAUACUAAGACGCCCAUAGAGUCACCUGUCCGAAUCGGAAUAGCUGGCUUCCUCGAGCAGUGGAUCAAAUAUGACGACGUUUCCGAAUUCCUUGGAAGAUACUCGCCGGAACUCGAACCGCUGAAUUAUAACUUCACGGUGGUUACGUUAAAUAAUGGCACGAAUCCUCAGCCUAAUGCACCAGAAUCGAGAGCGGGGUUAGAGGCUAGUUUAGAUGUAGAGUACGCCAUGGCCCUUGCCUAUCCGGCGAAUGUGAUCUACUAUUCAACAGGAGGACGAGGCGAGAAAGUUGAUCGCGAGGGAGAGUUGAUGCCGUCAAAUAGGAGCGACAACGAGCCAUAUCUCGAGUUUUUCCAAUAUCUUCUUGAUCUCAAAGAUGAAGAAAUACCCCACGUAAUAAGUAUCUCAUACGCUGAUGAUGAGCAAUCGGUGCCGGCUCCAUAUGCUGCUCGCGUAUGUGACCUUCUUGCUCUUGUUGCAGCUCGCGGUAUUACAGUCCUCUCUGGUUCCGGUGACGGCGGCGCUGGCGGCAUAGGGCAGAAUCAGUGUUACAGUAACGAUGGCCGAAGGCGCAAGAUAUUCCUUCCCACAUUCCCAGCCAGUUGCCCGUACGUCACGGCUGUAGGCGCAACAGGAAAUACUCUACCUUUAGAGGGAGCCGACUUUAGUACUGGUGGUUUUAGCAAUUACUUCGCCAGACCGGAGUGGCAGAAGAGCGUCGUGGACGAGUACAUAUCUACCCUCAACGGAUCACACAGAGGUCUAUACAACGCAUCCGGACGGGCGUUCCCUGACAUUAGUGCUACUGGCACGAAUUACGUUAUCCAAGUAGGCGGCUACCAGACCGACGUACUUGGAACGAGUGCCAGCACACCAGUCGUAGCCGCUUUAGUGGCGUUGAUCAAUGAUUCGAGGUUGAAGGCGGGGAAGAAUAGCACAGGAUGGCUAAAUCCAGCGCUGUAUUCGCAGCCUGUUAGGGAAGCGCUACAAGACAUCACGACGGGUGUCAGCCAGAACUGUGUAUUUGACGAUGCUAAAGAGCCUGGAUGGAAGAGCGUAAAGGGGUACGACUGCGUAACUGGACUCGGCUCUGUGGCAUUCAGCAUGACGAUACUCCAGGUCACACCUACUUCUUCGGAAUUGCUCCAAGACGUUGCCAACUCGCUGGGGAAAGCGAGAAAGGUUGUUAUAAUCACAGGUGCUGGGAUAAGUACCAAUUCCGGCAUCCCAGACUUCCGCUCAGAAAAUGGGCUUUAUUCGCUCAUCCAGGCCCAAUUUGAACGGGCGGAGGCCGGUCAUAGUAAAGAUAACGAAGGACAGACUGUCGACUUUGCUAUAAGCGAACGCCCGACCAAAAGAAGAAGAAUUUCACAUACGAAUGAAAGGAUAGCAGAACAACAUAAACCCACGAAAGCGACGGACGGCUCUGAUAGUCAGAAAGCCCAGGAUGGGGCGAAUAUAUUAGUCGGCGGCACUGACGAGGACACGGUAAUACUUGUUCGAUCUACGAGAGAUACCCUUGUAAAACAAGAAGCAGUAGCUUCUGGAAUAUCCUUACAGCGACUUACCAGGUCGCAGUCAGGACUGCGGCCACCAUUACCUCGACACGCCUCGCAAUAUUCCGUUCAAUCUUCUACAUCCCAGGAGUCGUUAUUCUCAGGCUCCCGACUUUCAAGAACCUCAGCGGUUCUGGGCAAGGUAUUUAGCUCGUCUCCCCUCUCUUCGCCACCGCCUGUUUUAUUCGACCCCUACGAAAACGCGAACUCGUCUACGGAGGGUAGUUCACGAGAGAGCGCGGAAAGUUCCGAGGCAUCCGACUUGGAAGACACACAAAAUUCUUUAGAUCUCUUGUCUUCACAGACCUCUAAUUCGAGCCUACGUAAUAUGAAAGGACGAGAUUUGUUCGACUGUAAUAUAUGGGCAGAUCCACUGAAGACAUCCGUAUUCUAUCGCUUUGCUACUACACUAAGGCAAAAGGUAAAGGAAGUUGAACCAACCACAACUCACCGCUUUAUCGCGCAACUACGUGAUGUUGGAAAACUUGCGAGGGUAUAUACUCAGAAUAUCGACGAAAUCGAGAAGAAGAUUGGCCUUUCUACGGACUUGAAGAGCGGCGCAGGCAAUAAAAGGAGGAAGUCUGCUAAACAACAACUGGCAGAUUUAGAAAAGGAUUCCAAGGAGAAUUUGGAAGCAUCAAAGGACGAAGAUGAGCCUAACGUGGAUGUUGGACAAGCCUCACAAGGCUCUGAGACUUCCGGACGAAACAUUACCCGUUCAAUCUUAGCUCAAGAUAAGGGUGUUGAAUGUGUGUUCCUUCAUGGCUCUCUACAUGCCCUUCGCUGCUUUGUUUGCGGGAAACUCUGUGAUUGGGAUGAAGAUGGACGGGAAUCCUGUACGAUGUCGGGCGAACAGCCCGAAUGCCCCCACUGCGCGGGAGCAACUGCUGCGCGCCAGGAAAAGGGGAAGAGAGCCUUAGGCAUCGGCAAGCUUAGGCCAGACAUAGUCCUCUAUGGAGAAGAGCAUCCGCAGUCCGAUCUCAUAUCCCCCAUAGUUCAGCACGACCUUUCCGUCGGACCGGACCUCCUCCUAAUAUUAGGAACUAGCCUUAAGGUCCACGGUUUGAAGGUGAUGGUCAAGGAAUUUGCUAAAGCUGUGCAUAACAAAGGAGGCAAAGUCAUAUUCAUUAACCUGACGAGGCCGUCUGAUAGUGCUUGGGGCGAUAUCAUAGAUUACUGGAUUGAGUGGGAUUGUGAUGCUUGGGUUGACGACUUAAAAGAUAGGAAGCCGCACCUUUGGCUAUCCCCCGAUGAGAUUUUAGAAUCCGAAAAGCAAAGGCGCGAGGCUUUAGCCGAAAAGAAGAGGGAGACUAUAUCCAAGAAGCGAGAAAGCCUGGGCGAGAAGAGACGACACACGAUCGAAUUUGCCAAACCUCGGCCGCCACCUAAAAAUCCCUCUUCCAUGAGAAAUGAUUACCAGUGUGGAGCAUACGUGGUUUGGGAGAUAUUUCAAACUCUCGCCAAGAUUGGUGACCGUCCUUUUGACAAUCUCGGAUACACACUCCCUUGUCGACCUCCGCCGGCUGUCCCGCCUCCUAUUCCCAGCCACCCUACUCCGGUAUCUCAGACUAUCGUCCCGACUACCAAAUCAAGGAAACCAAGGAAAUCGGCACCGGCGGCCCUCGUCUCUUCAACGACCAAUGCAGGGGGAGACCCGGAGAUCAAAUUUGGGCCUGCUAACAAAGGUACGUUCUUAGCUAAUUGCAAUAGCCGGAAACAAUACGAAAAGGCCGCCCAAGAGCUCGCACGCUCUGGUAAAUCUCCGACCCCGAUUAGGCUAGCAGAAUUAAAUCGUAGCGCAACGCCUCAUAGAAAGAGUGCGACGCCUCCUCCGUAUGAGCCGCUCAGUUCCAUUACUGCUGCUGUUAAAAUUAAUCCCCGCCGGAGGAAACGAAAGAUGAUUGAGGGAAUCCCGGUUGGUGGAACAGUUUCUCGAACUAAGAAACCUGCACCUCCACGUUCUACACCAGGCCAUAACCUUAAAGGAGCAAAUGGCACCGAAAAUGGGUUGUCUCCUUCAACAAACUGUAGGGCGCUUCCUUCUAAAGGACCAGUUUUACCUCCUUUCCACCCUGGGUGGGAGCGUUCGCCUCCCGCGAGGAUCAAACCUCUGGAGCCGAGUUUAAACGUAUCACCACCGAGUCCACUAUCUGACCUACCACCAAUAGCGCGACCCCGGAUUUUUGCCAUACGCCAGGCGACGUAUCCCAUGCUGUUUAGCAAUCCACUUAACAAGUUACGAUACGAGACGACAAAUUACAGAAGGCCACCCAAGGAAUCUAGUGUAGGUGCUUACGACAAACCGCCUAGCCCUUCAGACCAACUCCGAUGGGAAUUGGCCCAACAGGAAGCCCUCGAGGGAGCCCAGGUACUUGAAGGACUAAAAUAUUCGAGAUGA